Messenger RNA from Rubroshorea leprosula, 673 nucleotides. NCBI's taxonomy places the organism in Eukaryota, Viridiplantae, Streptophyta, Magnoliopsida, Malvales, Dipterocarpaceae. The record is from the annotation of a GenBank genome assembly.
GCUCUUCUUCCCGCUGCAGCCUGAGAAAAAAAAGAAAAAAAGGGGAACCCAGCCAUGCCUUGGAAAACCGGUGAGAAAGCUUGGUUUUUGGCCUUCUUUUCUUGCUCUAGAACACAAAUUGAACCCAGAAAUUCUCCCCCCCUGCUGGAAAAUCCAGAUCUGCUUUGCUCUGUCCGCCGGCUGCUCUUGUUGUGGGGGCAAAUUGCUUGGGUUUUGGCCCGUGAGCUUUCUUCUUCCAUGCCGCCGGCCUUCCCCCUGCAGCUCCGGUUUCUACAGCUGGAGAAUUAUGAAAAUGGGGAUAAUUCCGGUAGCUUUAGGAUGAAGUUUAAGUUUCCGAUGGUUCCGUCAGUUAGCAUUGAGAUUGAAUCUUCAGUUUAUGCAAGUGAGCCUGUUUUGUCUCCGAUGUGGUCAUGUUUCUAUAAUCCUGCUAGUGGGAGUUAAACGCUAGCACAUGUCGGCACAUGUCGGCACAUGUCGAUAUGUUAUUGUAACCCUGCUAGUGGGGGUUAAACGCUAGCACAUGUCGGCACAUGUCGAUAUGUUAUUGUAACCCUGCUAGUGGGGGUUAAACGCUAGCACAUGUCGGCACAUGUCGAUAUGUUAGUGAUAGAAUCGGUUCGUACAAGUGACCCUGCUAGUGGGGAUUAUACACUAGUAAAUCGUGUGCCUGCCA